Molecule: messenger RNA, 1314 nt
Organism: Zingiber officinale
Lineage: Eukaryota; Viridiplantae; Streptophyta; Magnoliopsida; Zingiberales; Zingiberaceae
Exons: 4
Coding region: 76-573 (165 amino acids)
Source: RefSeq, a predicted model, not a curated record
GGCUCGAUACGCCCGAAGCCAGUCCCUCGCUCAAUAAUUACCGUCCCAGGGUGUAAAGAGAGAAAUUUCAAUUCCAUGGCGAUUUUGGCGAAUCCCUUUUCGAUCUCACUGUUCUGCUCCUCGAAGCCAUGCUGCAGGGAGCGGGCGCUCUGUGCUCAGAUCAAAGGAUGCGAGCUCGCAGAGAAAUUUCGCCCCUUUACGGCCAAUCCGCAUCCAUACGCUCUGCGUUGCAGUUUCGCUCUGGUUAACUCAAGUUCAAUCCAUGAUUUACAGAGGUGUAGAAGCAAUCUUGAAUCCCUGUUCUGCUACGAUAAGUCUUAUCCAGAGGAGAAUAUAGAGAAACCAGUUGGUUUGUGUAUGGAUAAGAAGGAAAUAGGGAACAACCCACCUUGCACUGCUUGUGAAGUCAAAGGUGCAGUGUUAUGUGCUACUUGCGAAGGUUCUGGUUUAUAUGUUGACUCAAUCCUGGAGAGUCAAGGAAUCAUCGUGAAAGUUAGGUGCCUAGGUUGUGGCGGCACCGGCAACAUUAUGUGCUCCAGGUGCGGAGGGCGAGGGCACAUUGGACUCGAGUAAGAAAAUUUGAUGCAUGGAGAUGGAGUUCAACUGCCUCAGCCGCUCGCGUAAGCAUGAUCCCAUCUCUUCGUUCGCAGGGCUCUCCAUGGCUCAGCCGCUGCCUCAGCCGCACGCUUGAGGCCAAGCCAUGGCGUUGCGUGUCUGGUUUUCAAAAUUAUUUAGAACCAUUCCGACGUAUAUCAACAAGCUUAAUUGAGAUUUCUUGUGGGAUUACCAUAAAGUAGCCAACGAAGAAGGCGUAGGCCGUGGCGUCCGCGACAUGGCCCUUGUGCGACGCGAGCACCCACGCCCCCGCCACCACGGCAGGGCAGCCACGCCGCAGAGGAAGCAGAACGUCCCCGUCAGAUCAAGUUCGAUCAGCCUCGCCAUCCCCGUCUUCCUGAACAGCUCCCAAACCUCCGCUGACGACCUGCGCAGUCCCUUCCAGAGUUCCAGUGCGCCCCCACGUACACCAACCCCCAGCGGUUGCUGAGUGCAACCAUCUGCUCUGCCACUCCCUCGAAGCAGCUUGCGCAACUCAUUGGAGUUGCGCACCACCAGAUUUAAAGACGGCCGGUUUAUAGGUAGGCCGAAAUGUCCAAUCCACCUCGCAAUCGAUCAGUCAUAGGUCCAGUCAGAAUGAGGGUGGGUCUCCAUGAUUCUCACAAAUCUCUCUAUGUAUGUCCGACUAGAUAAAAUGUCAGCUGGAUUUAAGACACUUAGAUUCAUAUUGAUUCCCAAACGGAUUUUUAGCACGCACAA